Molecule: messenger RNA, 844 nt
Organism: Hordeum vulgare subsp. vulgare (domesticated barley)
Lineage: Eukaryota; Viridiplantae; Streptophyta; Magnoliopsida; Poales; Poaceae
Exons: 2
Coding region: 120-617 (165 amino acids)
Cellular component (GO): chloroplast
Source: RefSeq, a predicted model, not a curated record
AUUUCCUCGCCACUCGCCAAUGUUUGGAGCGUGCGUGGAAACUGUUGGGUAUUCCACGAAUACGACCAAGAAGCUCGUGCUGCCCCUUAUCUCCCUCCCCGCGCCCCAGCAGCACGAGCAUGGCGUUGCACUGCGCCGCCGCCGGCAGCGUCUCGCCGUCCACCGGCCCGUGCCUCCUGCUUCGCCACCGCGCGCUCCGGCGCUCCCCGUCCCGGCCGCGGCGGCCGCACGGCCUGGCUCUAGCUUCUGCCGGUGCCCGGUGGGCGUGCGGCGCCAGGAGGCGGGUGAGGCACGAGGAGGAAGACGAGGAGGAAGACGAGGAGGAGUACGGGCACAACGAGGAGAUGGCGCGGCUGGAGGCCUACAGCGAGGGGGCGCGCGACCUGGCCCUCCUCGUCACGGCCGCCGUCGACGGCGACCUCGAGUCCGUGCUCGUCUUCAAGGGCUUCUCGUCGAGGCUGAGCGGGAGGACGGCGCCGGACCCGGCCAUGAGCGUGCUCCCGGAGCGGGCCGUCAUACGGUCGGUCGACGUGGUCAGGGGGCCCUUCGACCCCACCAACAUCGACUACCUCGAGAAGGGCCUGCCAUGGGAGGAAUUCAAGAGCCGCCUCCAAUAGCCAAAAUCAUGCGAAAAUCAUGGUGGCGGGAUUGUAGGGAGUAGGGCAUUUUGGCGGCCGAGCUCCAUCAAGACUUCAGUUAAAAUCAAAAUCCAGUUCCAAAAGAUUCCUGAAAAAUUAUAUACAUGUAUACGAGGAUGUAGGUGUAUGUGUAAAAUUUCAGGAUGAAAUACCUUAAAUUGCGAGCUGUAUAAAAAAAAAAGAUCAUGUACUUUUUUUUCGAUGAA